UUACAUUUACGAACGUAAAAUACUUUACGAUUAUUGAAAAUGUAUAUGUAUACAUCAUAGAGGUUACAGAUACAUGUCAAGUUUUGGAACACCUUGAUUCCUGCAACUACAAUAUACAAUAAACGCGUUUAUUUUUUCAAAGUUUUAUUCUCUGAUUUAUUUAUACACAAUUUGCGUAAGGUGAAGUACCACACUUUGUGACAAUGCCAAGUAAAAAGAAAAAAUAUAAUGCACGUUUUCCAGCAGGCAGAAUAAAAAAAAUUAUGCAAACUGAUGAAGAAAUUGGAAAAGUUGCACAACCAGUGCCGAUUAUAAUUUCUAGAACAUUAGAACUGUUUGUACAUUCAUUACUUACAAAAUCCAUGGAAAUUACAAAUGCUAAAAAUGCCAAAACUUUGAGUCCUUCUCAUAUGAAACAAUGUAUUUUAUCAGAGAACCGCUUUGAUUUUUUAAAAGAUUUAGUAAAUUCUUUACCAGAUGUAUCAGGACCUGAUGAGGAAGUACCUACACCACCUCUAACUCCUGCUCCAAUGAAUACAAAUGUAUCAAAUACAUCAACUUAUUUACCUACAAUACAACAGCCAGAUACAGGAUUUUCAAAGCAGGAGAUGGGAUUAACUACUAAAGUAAAGAAAGAAACUGAAAAUGAAGAAAACAGUGAUGGAACUAGAAUAUAUAAUCCAGAUACUCGUAAUGAAAUGGUAAAAAAUACUGUACCUCAAGUUCCAGAAUUUCAAAUGUCUGUGCCUCCAUCAUUUCAAAUUAGUCAACCUAAUUUUUAUACAGAAGUUAAACCUAUGAAUUUAAGUACAAAUACAUCAAGUGUAAAUACAAAUAAUCAACCAACAUCAAAUUUUGCUCAUACUGCUACUUUGGAUGAAGAUUAUGAUACAUAGUUAUUCAUAAAAUAUUAGAAAUACGAAUUUAAAAUUAAAUUAAAACAAUAAUUGAAGUAUGCGAUCAUAUAAUGUCAUCAAAUUUUAUUCAGACAAUUUAUAAUUUACAUUAUAUGAACAGUUUCGUUACUUAUAUAUAUUUACUUCACUAAUCAUAAAUUUUUAUAUUUUUGUAUUUGUUCUGUUAAAUUAUAAAUUUUAUUCAGACUAGUUAAAACUACAUAUUUCCUAUUUAAAAAUGUUUUGUACGACUCGAUUAUCGUAAAACACUCAUAUUUUAAGUACUUUAUAUUCAUGUAUACACAUCUAUAAUAAGUAACAAUAUUUGGAUUUACACAGUUGCUGCGUACUCUAAAUAUAUAUGCAUUAAAGAUAAUCUAGAUACAGUUCUCCUCUGUUUAUACAUUUAUAAAUAUAUAUUGUACAUUUAUGUAGGUACAAAUACAUUUACUUAUUAGGAUGUAGGUAGUUAGGCUUACAUUUUAUAAUUGGCAAAAUUUUCUACUUGUACCUCAUUUAGUUCAUAUCUUAGAAUAUUUGUGAUUUGCAACAUUAUGUAUGCAAUAAUAAGCUUUAUAACUAAGACUUUUUACCUGCAUAAAAAUAAAUUUGUAUAAGGAAGAGAUGGUAUCUUACAUAUAUUUAGGAAGAUAUCUUAUAUAUAUUAACAAUACUUAAGAGAAUUGAUUUUAAAAGAGUGGCAUUGACAAAUAUUUCACAAAAUAUUUAUGUAAUUAUAUACUUAUUUGAACAUACAUACGUUGCAAAGUUAUAUAUUAAACAUGAUGACUGAAACUAUUAAAUUUUUCAGUAGUUCAAUAUAUGCACAACAAUUAAAUAAGAAUAGACUAUUAAAUUCUAUAAAAACUCAAUUGUGAUAUUAUUUUAUUUAUAUGAAACAAAUUACACUUUGGUCAUUUAUUGAACAAAUAUAUUAAUUUUUGAAAAUUUCUUACAAAAAGACAUUAUUAUGAGAUGUUUAAAUAUGUAAAUAAUUAAACUUUAAUUACGUAUUUUAAAUCUAGAAAAUGUUUUCUUAGUAAAAUAGAAUAAAAUAAUUGUAAAUAUCUUUAUACAAAAUACAAAAUCUGAAAAUAUUGUAUUUAUGGUAGAAUAUUUAAUAUAAUAUUCGCACACUCGUUUAAAAAUAAAAAAAAUUGAGCAAUGAUUAUGUAAAGAGUGUUAAAAAUUAGUAAAAAAAUGUGUGCUAUAUAUGCUUAUAUAUGUGUAUAUUUAUAAGAGUAAUAUUUUGUUUCAUAAAUUGCUUGUAAUGUGUGGUAAAAUGUUCAAAUAAAUCGUAUCUAUCUCAAUAGUAACAGGAUAACA
Messenger RNA from Bombus pascuorum, 2222 nucleotides. RefSeq names its product dr1-associated corepressor (gene NC2alpha). Gene Ontology annotation, biological process: positive regulation of transcription by RNA polymerase II; negative regulation of transcription by RNA polymerase II; transcription by RNA polymerase II. Gene Ontology annotation, molecular function: protein heterodimerization activity; transcription coactivator activity; RNA polymerase II general transcription initiation factor activity. Gene Ontology annotation, cellular component: nucleus; negative cofactor 2 complex. Bases 204 to 896 code for a protein of 230 amino acids. The transcript is spliced from 5 exons. The record is from RefSeq and is a predicted model, not a curated record. Lineage: Eukaryota; Metazoa; Arthropoda; Insecta; Hymenoptera; Apidae.